AAAGAUGAGACAAACUCCUUCCUCCAUCUCACCAUCUCCUCCUCUCCUCUCCUCUCCCUCUCCCUCUCCCUCUCCCUCCCUAUUUCUUCCCCCCUUCUUCUCCGAGGAGUUUAUGUAACAGUGUGCGACAAUGGCUGUCCGAUUGAUGAGAUCACCAACGUUGGCGUGGAGGAAGAUGGCUUCUCUGGCCGCCUUUGGUCGUAGCCUCUGCCCUACAUCGCCUCGGUUCCCGGCGCCGGCUUGCGGCAACCACGGAAGUCUCCUUCGCCCGGUACGGCACCUUGGGUCGGGAGAAGCCGCUGGUGAACGCGUAUUGCAGGUGGACAAUCGCUGCAGUGAUCAGGUGCUGGAUUUUCCUGGAGGAAAGGUUAUGUUUGUCCCUGAAAUGAGGUUCUUACCAGGGUCUCCAAAUGAACGAAUCAACUGCUACCGUGUUCUUGAUGACAAUGGGCAAACUAUAUCAGGCAGCAGAUUCCAGGAGGUGAGCAAAGAAGUCGCCAUCAAAAUGUACAGUGACAUGGUCACUCUUCAAGUUAUGGAUACUAUCUUCUAUGAAGCUCAGAGACAAGGAAGAAUCUCCUUUUAUCUUACCUCUAAUGGGGAGGAAGCUAUAAAUGUUGCAUCAGCUGCUGCUCUUACCAUGGAUGAUAUCGUCUUUCCUCAGUACAGGGAGCCUGGUGUGCUCUUGUGGCGAGGUUUCACCUUGCAAGAAUUUGCAAACCAAUGCUUUGGCAACAUGUUAGAUUAUGGUAAAGGACGACAGAUGCCAAUCCACUAUGGGUCAAGCCGGCUCAAUUACUUCACGGUCUCAUCGCCUAUAGCUACACAAAUCCCUCAUGCUGUUGGAGCUGCUUAUUCCCUCAAGACGGAUGGGAAGAAUGCAUGCACCAUCACUUAUUUCGGAGACGGUGGCACCAGCGAGGGAGAUUUCCAUGCUGCACUAAACUUUGCCGCGGUCAUGGAGUCACCAGUCAUCUUCUUUUGCCGCAACAAUGGAUGGGCAAUAAGCACACCUACAGAAGAACAAUUUCGAAGUGAUGGUGCUGUUGUCCGAGGUCAGGCUUAUGGAAUACACAGUAUCCGUGUCGAUGGCAAUGAUGCUCUUGCUGUGUACAGUGCAGUGCAUGCUGCCCGCGAGAUGGCCGUCCAUGAUUGCAGGCCUGUUUUGGUUGAGGCACUGACAUAUAGAGUGGGGCAUCACUCUACAUCAGAUGACUCCACCAAGUAUCGGUCGAUCGAUGAGAUCGAGCACUGGAAGACUGCACGAGACCCUGUGUCGAGAUUCAGGAAAUGGGUUGAAGGAAAUGGCUGGUGGAGUGAAGCUGCUGAAGUGGAACACAGAAGCAGUACCAGGAAGGAGCUAUUGCGAGCUAUUCAGGUUGCAGAGAGAGCAGAAAAACCUCCGUUGAGCGAGCUAUUCACAGAUGUGUAUGAUCAAGUUCCUGCGAACCUGCAGGAGCAAGAGAAAUCACUCCGCGAAACCAUCAAGAAACAUCGGAACGACUAUCCAUCUGAUGUGCCGGUCUAGUAGAACAUCCAAAGGCCCAUAUCUGUAGUUCAUUACAACUAUGUUGUUUCUGGGAACCAUCAAUAGAUGUAUUCCAAGAACAAAGGAUAGAAUAAAUGUAAACAAGUUGAAUAGCCAAACAUUCGUUAUAUUGUUUUUUGUUAA
This is a messenger RNA of Musa acuminata AAA Group (dessert banana), 1672 nucleotides long. Its product is annotated as 2-oxoisovalerate dehydrogenase subunit alpha 2, mitochondrial-like. NCBI's taxonomy places the organism in Eukaryota, Viridiplantae, Streptophyta, Magnoliopsida, Zingiberales, Musaceae. Gene Ontology annotation, biological process: branched-chain amino acid catabolic process. The coding region runs from base 131 to 1528 and encodes 465 amino acids. Gene Ontology annotation, molecular function: oxidoreductase activity, acting on the aldehyde or oxo group of donors, disulfide as acceptor. The record is from RefSeq and is a predicted model, not a curated record. The transcript is spliced from 9 exons.